UCACGUCCACAAAACAUUUUAAAUAUACCAGAAAAUGUUAUUAAUCGCUCUAAUUUAAAGAUUCCCGUGAUGACAAUUGAUGAGUUAAAUGCUCUUGAAGCAAAUUCUGAGCAAAGACGAGUCUUAGCACACACUUUACGCAGAAAUUGUAAGUCUUUUGAUGCUAAACGCACGACCUAUCAGAUCAUGAAAACAGUUUUGGACAACCGUGUUGCAGAAAUGAUAAACAUGGAAGGUAGAAGAGGAGAAAAACUGGCUUUUGGUCGCUUAGAGCUGUGCACACUUAUUACAGAUUGCGUAAAAGAUCUAUUCCCAAAUGAGCAGAUGAUUGUAUUUAAAAGUCAUAUUUCAGACUGGUUGAAGCAAGCUCCAAAAAGGAAAUAGAAAAAAAUAUUCAUUAAUAUUCAUAGUUGUUUUAUUUAAAUUUUUUUUUUAUU
Metopolophium dirhodum (rose-grain aphid) is the source of this 437-nucleotide messenger RNA. RefSeq lists its product as uncharacterized. Lineage: Eukaryota; Metazoa; Arthropoda; Insecta; Hemiptera; Aphididae. The coding region runs from base 70 to 384 and encodes 104 amino acids. The transcript is spliced from 3 exons. The record is from RefSeq and is a predicted model, not a curated record.